Molecule: messenger RNA, 2571 nt
Organism: Peromyscus eremicus (cactus mouse)
Lineage: Eukaryota; Metazoa; Chordata; Mammalia; Rodentia; Cricetidae
Gene: Qsox1
Product: quiescin sulfhydryl oxidase 1
Exons: 13
Coding region: 166-1896 (576 amino acids)
Biological process (GO): protein folding
Cellular component (GO): Golgi membrane
Molecular function (GO): flavin-dependent sulfhydryl oxidase activity; protein disulfide isomerase activity
Source: RefSeq, a predicted model, not a curated record
GCCUCUCCAGAGCCCGCGGCCGGCAGGGGCGGCCCCGGAGGCGGCGCCGGCCUCGGGGCGGAGCCUCGUAGCUCCUCCUCGCGGGCGGAGGCCGGAGGUUCGCGGCGGCCUCCCGGUACCGACUGGUCACAAACUUGAGCGAGGUGGACGUUCCAGCCGCCUAGGAUGAGGAGGUGCGGCCGCCGCUCGGGGUCGCCGUCGCAGCUGCUGCUGCUGCCGCUGCUGCUGCUGCUACCGCCGCUGCUGCCGCCGCUGCUGCUCGCGGUGCCCGGCGCUGGCGCGGCCAAGCUCUCGGUGCUCUACUCGUCCUCGGACCCUCUGACGGUGCUGGAUGCGGACACGCUGCGCCCGGCGGUGCUCCGCUCCUCCAGCGCCUGGGUGGUGGAGUUCUUCGCCUCCUGGUGUGGCCACUGCAUCGCCUUCGCCCCGACGUGGAGGGAGCUGGCCAACGACGUGCAGGACUGGAGGCCGGCCCUGCAACUUGCUGUCCUGGACUGUGCUGAUGAGGCCAAUACUGCUGUGUGCAGAGACUUCAACAUCCUAGGCUUCCCAACUGUGAGGUUUUUUAAGGCCUUCUCCAAGAGUGGUCCUGGCACAGCGUUAUCAGUGGCUGGUGCUAACGUGGAGACGCUACGUAGGAGGCUCAUUGAUGCUCUGGAGUCCCACAAUGGCACAUGGCCCUCAGCCUGUCCACCACUGAAGCCUGUCAAGAUGAAGGAGAUCAACAAAUUCUUUACAAGAAAUAACACAGAGUACUUGGCCCUGAUCUUUGAAAACAAAGACUCCUACCUGGGUAGAGAGGUAGCUCUGGACCUGUCCCAGCGCCAUAUACCGGUGCGCAGGGUCUUGAAUACCGAGAAAGACGUGGUGAACAAGUUUGGUGUCACUGAUUUCCCAUCAUGCUACCUGCUCUUUCGGAAUGGCUCUGCCUCCCGAGUGCCUGUGCUGAUGGAGUCCAGGUCUUUCUACACAUCGUACCUCCGGGGACUGUCUGGACCGACCAGGGAGACCUCCUCAACCACAGCGGCGCCAGUCACUACUGAGAGUAUAGCACCCACAGUGUGGAAUAUUGUAGACCACUCCAAGAUCUACAUGGCUGACCUGGAAUCCUCACUACAUUACAUCUUGCAUGUAGAAGUGGGAAAGUUCUCGGUUCUGGACGGACAUCGCCUGGCGGCCCUGAAAAAGUUUAUUGCCGUAUUGGCCAAGUACUUCCCUGGCCGGCCUUCGGUCCAGAACUUCCUGUACUCCUUAAAUGACUGGCUUUACAAGCAGCAGAGAAAGAAGAUGCCCUACAGUUUCUUUAGAGCUGCUAUGGACGACAGGAAGAAGGACUCGGUUCUCGAUGAGAAGGUGAACUGGGUUGGCUGCCAGGGCAGUGAGCCACAUUUCCGGGGCUUUCCCUGCUCCCUGUGGGUCCUCUUCCACUUCCUGACUGUGCAGGCGAGUCGGUAUAGUGAAAACUACCCACAAGAACCAGCUGACGGCCAGGAGGUCCUCCAAGCCAUGCGGAACUAUGUUCGGUUCUUCUUCGGCUGUCGAGACUGUGCUAACCAUUUUGAGCAGAUGGCUGCUGCCUCUAUGCACCGGGUGACAAGUCCCAAGAGUGCAGUUCUCUGGCUCUGGACUAGCCACAACAGGGUUAACGCUCGCCUCUCGGGUGCUCCGAGUGAGGACCCCCUCUUCCCCAAAGUGCAGUGGCCACCCCGUGACAUGUGUUUUGCCUGCCAUAAUGAACUCAGCGGACAGCAGCCUGUGUGGGAUGUAGAUGCCACCUUCAACUUUCUCAAGGCUCACUUCUCCCCAGGAAACAUCAUCAUGGACUCUCCUGCAGCUGGACUAACAACCCAGAGGGGUCCCCAGAAUCCGGAAACUACCCCAAAGCUGCUUAUGUGAAGUCCUCCCCAUUCCCGCUGAAGUCUCAAUGUCUCCUGCUUGGUCUUGGCCUUAAAUUGAGGCAGACAAGUCCAGAGUUUCCAUCCAGAAGAGAGUAUCCUGGGCUGGGUGGGCUGGAGUGGACCUCCUCAGUGCAUUCUGAGGUUCUGUCUCCUUCCCUCCCUCUCAACGUGAAGAAAAAGCAUCACUCCUGCCCUACCCAGCUUCGGCACCUCAGACCCGAGUGGGCUUUGGCUACAGGAGUGGGUCUGGAAGCCUCAGGAGGUGAUCCUGGUCUUCCAGGUUCAAACUAGAGUUUCUGCUGCAAGGGUGUAGUUUGAGGUCGGUGGGGUUUGGCAGGCUGGGUGGGUGACAGUGGCUGGGCUGUGGGCUGUGGUGCUUACUUGGUGGCAGGGGUAAAGGGGUGGGUGGCGCUGGGUCCAGGUAGUCCUGUGCUAGCUGUGAGAGGGCAGACUUCUCCUCUCUGAGCUGGGGCUCUCGUCUUUUAUUUUGUUCUCUUUAAUCAAUGCUGACUGUUGGACGUGGAAGGUGCUGGGUUGAGAGCAGUGGAGGAGGGUUUCCUCUUUGGGUUCCACUGCGGGCAGGCAGAGGUGGAAAGAGGCUGGGACACAUGCUUCCUUCCCACUCUCCCACUACUGCUUGGGAGGGGCGAAUAAAAUUAUUUUUGUUAAGUCA